Messenger RNA from Pipistrellus nathusii (Nathusius's pipistrelle), 1602 nucleotides. The record is from the annotation of a GenBank genome assembly. Lineage: Eukaryota; Metazoa; Chordata; Mammalia; Chiroptera; Vespertilionidae.
AUGGCCUUCGCAAACCUGCAGAAAGUGCUCAUCAGUGACAGCCUGGACCCUUGCUGCCGGAAGAUCCUGCAAGAUGGAGGGCUGCAGGUGGUGGAGAAGCAGAACCUGAGCCAAGAGGAGCUGAUCGCCGAGCUGCAGGACUGCGAAGGCCUGAUCGUGCGCUCGGCCACCAAGGUGACCGCCGAUGUCAUCAACGCCGCGGAGAAGCUCCAGGUGGUGGGCAGGGCCGGCACCGGCGUGGACAACGUGGACCUGGAGGCCGCCACGAGGAAGGGCAUCCUGGUCAUGAACACCCCCAACGGGAACAGCCUCAGUGCUGCGGAGCUCACCUGCGGGAUGAUCAUGUGUCUGGCCAGGCAGAUUCCCCAGGCGACGGCGUCGAUGAAGGACGGCAAAUGGGACCGGAAGAAGUUCAUGGGGACCGAGUUGAAUGGAAAGACGCUGGGGAUUCUUGGCCUGGGGAGGAUCGGGAGAGAGGUGGCCGUGCGGAUGCAGUCCUUCGGGAUGAAGACUGUAGGGUACGACCCCAUCAUCUCCCCAGAGGUCUCGGCCUCCUUCGGCGUUCAGCAGCUGCCCCUGGAGGAGAUCUGGCCCCUCUGUGACUUCAUCACGGUGCACACGCCUCUCCUGCCCUCCACGACAGGCCUGCUGAACGACGGCACCUUCGCGCUGUGCAAGAAGGGCGUGCGCGUGGUGAACUGCGCCCGCGGGGGCAUUGUGGACGAGGGCGCCCUGCUGCGCGCCCUGCAGUCCGGGCAGUGCGCGGGCGCCGCGCUGGACGUGUUCACCGAGGAGCCGCCCCGGGACCGCGCCCUGGUGGACCACGAGAACGUCAUCAGCUGCCCCCACCUGGGCGCCAGCACCAGGGAGGCGCAGAGCCGCUGCGGGGAGGAGAUCGCCGUGCAGUUCGUGGACAUGGUGAAGGGCAGAGCCCUCGCGGGAGUCGUGAAUGCCCAGGCCCUCACCAGCGCCUUCUCUCCGCACACCAAGCCGUGGAUCGGCCUGGCAGAAGCUCUGGGGACUCUGAUGCGAGCCUGGGCCGGGUCCCCCAAAGGGACCAUCCAGGUGGUAACGCAGGGCGUAUCCCUGAAGAAUGCCGGGAACUGCCUGAGCCCCGCAGUCAUCGUCGGCCUUCUCAAGGACGCUUCCAAUCACGCGGACGUGAACUUGGUGAACGCCAAGCUGCUGGUGAAGGAGGCCGGCCUCAACGUCACCACCUCCCAUAACCCCGCCGUGCCAGGGGAGCAGGGAUGCGGGGAAGGCCUCCUGAGCGUAGCCCUGGCCGGUGCCCCCUACCAGGCCGUGGGUUUCGUCCAGGGCACCACGCCUGUGCUGCAGGCGCUCAACGGAGCCGCCUUCCGACCCGAAGUGCCUCUCCGCAGGGGGCUGCCCCUGCUGCUGUUCCGAGCCCAGCCCUCCAACCCCGCCAUGCUGCCCACCAUGAUCGGGCUCCUGGCAGAGGCCGGCGUGCAGCUGCUGUCCUACCAGACCUCGGUGGUGUCCGACGGGGAGACCUGGCACGUCAUGGGCAUCUCCUCGCUGCUGCCCAGCCUGGACGCCUGGAAGCCGCACGUGACCGAGGCCUUCCAGUUCCAUUUCUGA